This is a messenger RNA of Fusarium proliferatum ET1, 1674 nucleotides long. RefSeq lists its product as uncharacterized. The transcript has a single exon. The record is from RefSeq and is a predicted model, not a curated record. NCBI's taxonomy places the organism in Eukaryota, Fungi, Ascomycota, Sordariomycetes, Hypocreales, Nectriaceae. Bases 1 to 1674 code for a protein of 557 amino acids.
AUGAGGCUCAUUAAAGCGCGAACACUUGUUGAGACUCAGCGUAUUUCUUUUGUAGAAUUUUACGGCGAUAGACCGAGAUAUGCCAUUCUUUCGCAUACUUGGGAAACUCACCAAGAGAUCACUUACCAGGAUUGUAAUCGCGAAUCGUUCAAAGCGAAGACAGGAUAUGACAAGAUUCGUAAGACCUGUGAGCUAGCACUGGGUGACGGGCUCGACUAUGUGUGGAUUGACACCUGUUGCAUUGACAAAUCCAGCAGUGCCGAGUUGACUGAAGCCAUCAACUCAAUGUUUCUGUGGUAUCAGGAGGCAGCUGUCUGCUACGUGUACCUCGUGGACAAGUUCGAAGGGUCGUCGCUAGGAGACUGCCGAUGGUUCAGCCGCGGCUGGACGUUACAGGAGCUGAUAGCGCCAAAGUUCAUGAGCUUCUUCAACAAUUCAUGGGACUGCAUUGGUAGCAAGAACAGCCUCAUGGGCCAACUUGCAGUUAUCACCCCAAUCGACCCCAAUAUACUUGGUCACAAUGCUCCGAUCUCAUCCGCUUGCAUCGCAAAACGGCUCUCUUGGGCUGCUGGCCGAAAGACGACUCGUGUCGAAGACAUGGCAUACUGCUUGCUUGGGAUAUGCAACAUCCAUAUGCCACUGCUCUACGGAGAAGGCAAGACCGCAUUUAGGCGCCUCCAAGAAGAAAUCAUCAGAUCUACAUACGAUCUGAGCCUUUUGGCCUGGACGCCACCGGUUUCAUCGGAUGUGGUGGAAGAAGAGUACUGCGGCUUUCUGGCCGAUUCGGUGAACCAUUUCGCUUCUUGCUCCGAGAUGUACUCCGUCACGGACUCCCUGAUGGACGAGGGCGAAAUCAGCGUCUCAAACAAGGGCCUCAGGCUAAUGGCCCGAGUGUGUGUUCUGGACUACUCAGAUCAGGGUUACAGAUACGUGCUGAAGCUGGAUUGUAUGGCUCCCGGUUUCGAGGGAGACUUUUUGACAAUACCCAUGCGUAAGGUGGGACCCAACACUUUUGUGAGGGCCCAUAGCCUCUGUGAAAGCGAUUACUCCUUCCACCUUGAGACUGCAUCUUGGGGCGAAAGUGCGUUUUACACUGUUACCCUUCUCACCACGAUGCCUAGUCUGGCCGUACGAUCGCCAUUCUCCGUGGCUAGAGGGCCGGACCUUAUCUCAUCUAGUCGACUGACGUUGGUUUCAAUAGAGCUGCCGUCGGAUAUAUCGAUAGUUUACGCAGUCGAGACACCUGUCAAGUUCUGGGACGCAGAAGACAGGGCGUUCUUCGGACCCCAUGGCUCAUAUCAAAAUUGGGGUGCGUUUGUGCUCGAGACAAACACCCUCUUCAUCUGUUUUUGGCACAAGGUAGACGGUGAGUGGGUUCUGGAGGCGAGUCUUUUAGACAUGUCAAGACCAGAAGUCCACAAUCUAUGGAAGGACCUUUUUCUCUCGGCAGAGCAACUGGGCUAUCAGCAAAUGAUCGUUCGGUAUAUGCUGAACAGUAUUGAGGAAGAAAUGGAGUCUUCUGUAGAGACUCGGCUUAAGGAUAAGAAAAUUACACUGUCGUUUAAAGUUUGGCGUGCCGAGAGUGAAAAUCUAUGCAGCGGUCCGCGAUGGAGGGUUGUGUUCAGCAAGACAAGCUUUGUUAGAGAAAGCUCUUCUGAGUCAGAGCUGGAUUAA